UGGGAAGAUCGUGUUUUUACUGACUCCCGCUCAGUAGGGAGUGCUGUACCAAACAGGUUUAGAUAUUUGAGUAGCUAAUAGCUGAAACAUGAUUUUGCAAAUCUUUGUGGGCGUCAGCCUGAUGCAGUAUGUCAGCUCUCAAUGCAGCUAUUCCUCAUGGAUGUCCAGCUUUGAUUCAAAAGGACAAUCGAAAUGUAAUGAGAUCAACGCUUACAUCAAUGGACUGGACAGAAAUGUCGUUGUCAACUGGGGGGACGAUCCUCUCAUUUACUUAGAAGGUGCUGAAUGUUGUCAACCCCCUUCUCCUUGGAAUACCGUGGAACAGCAGGUAGUCUACGAGGACUGGACUUCUGCGCUAGACAAUGAUUACUCCUGGGCUUAUUGUCCUGUAGGCUACUUCCUUCAAGGCUUAUACAGGUCAGAUACUGGAUGGCCAAGAUGGAGUGGCUAUCUUUUCAACCUCGAGCAUGCAAGAUGCGCCAAACCUGCCAACCACCCAUUGAAUUAUGGGAAAUGUGAGUAUGUUGACAUAAGUGUCUGCAUGAGUCAAAAACGUAAAUGUUUUUGUCCAGAUGACUCUUUUAUAACCGGACUGUACCGAGCUGAUGGAGAUGACCUUUACUUUUUGAAAAAACUUUAUUGCUGUACAUUAGUAGAAAAAGAGUUAGUCAUGGACGAGAAGAGUAAAAUACAGACGCACAUCAUGGACACGACAUUGUGGAAUAUGGCUACCUUAGCACAUUACAUGGGUUAUGGCUGGUGCUAUGGCUGCCACGGAAUGGCUGUUGGUGAAGAUUUUAACAGAAAUGGGGACACAUGGGAAGCUGAUACACACUCGUUCUGGGGCACAUCAUGUGAUGGUGAUAAAAAUAAUGAAAGACUCAACUUGGUUUUCGGAGAUUGGGGAUUUGCUGUGAAGGAAAUUAUUUAUGGGAAAAGUGUCACAGAUGAUCUUCAAGCAGAAAGUGUAGACAUUGGAGAACUUUACAAUAAUUCGACUUCAACUUCGACUGAAUCUGUUGAAAGAACUAAGACGAUCCAAGAAACUAUUACUCAUUCUACCACAAGUUCAUUUACUAACAGUCACGAACUUGGGAUAGAACUCGAAUUUGAAUAUGCGGGAGUCAAGGGGAAAGCUUCUUAUAAGACUACAUUCGAAUAUUCAACUUCAAAAACAAAUGAAAAGAGUAUUUCUGAAACUCAAGGCUUUACCAAACAAUCUUCCAUCACGCUUGGACCAAAGGAAGGAGCUAGAUACGAGAUAAUCAUGAACAAACGGAGAACCACUGUACCGUACACUGCAAUCAUUACCACCAAGUUUUCUACAGAAAUGAGAGGAUUCUUGCGCUGGGAAGACGGUAAUGGUAAUUUCCAUCAAAAAUAUAAAACUAACAGAGAUAGACCCACCUACAAUUUUCGCUUUGGAAACGCCAACAACACAUUUUACAAAGAUCUAAAGAAACAAAGUGAUAACAACGAAGGAGUCUGGAUGUGGGGAAUGUUAUUUCAGAAGUUCCCAGAUGCACGUCAAGUCAUCAACAGACUUACUGAUGAAACUCAAUAUCAAUUUACUUUAAAAGGGAAACUUGAAAAAGUUGAAGGCACAAGUGUUAAUGUUAAGUGGGAUAAAUUAAAAAAAAAUCGCCGUGAUGUCUCUAAAGAUAAGCUUCCUCCAAGAAACAUCACAACUUACAUUGCUAAAGCAAGUCAUGCUGAUAAACCAGUUGUGGUUGAGUACCCACAGGUUAAGUUAAAUAAACAGGAACCAUUUAAACCUAUUCAGAUUCCUGUCACAGGAUUGAAAGUCUAGACCUCAAGAAAUCUUGAACCUGUAGUAUGUUUUCUUAACAAUAAUAAUGGCAAAUAAUACUUGGUUUACUCACAAACCAGUGUAAAACAUUAAAUAUCUAGAUUCAGUUCUUUAGUGUUAUGACCGGCAUUCUAAUUAUCUCAAUUCUCAAUGCUUUAAUUAAAAAAAAACAUCAUAACAAGUGCAUUUUAAUUUGAUUUUCUUUAAAUAUG
Molecule: messenger RNA, 2022 nt
Organism: Biomphalaria glabrata
Lineage: Eukaryota; Metazoa; Mollusca; Gastropoda; Planorbidae
Exons: 2
Coding region: 89-1810 (573 amino acids)
Cellular component (GO): extracellular region
Source: RefSeq, a predicted model, not a curated record